UGCGCUUUUCUGCCUCUGCAGCAGCCUCGCACUGGUUCAUCCUUUUGACUGGAAAGACCUAAAUCCUGUUGCCCAUAUUAGAUCAUCAGGACAGAACCAAGAUGAGGCAUUUUCAGACAGACUGGAAGCUCAGCUGGCAACCGCUGUGGAGAACUUCCUCAGCGUGGCCCCUUCUGUCCCUCACUGCCCUAGCCCGCUCUCACUCAGGCGCAGUGACACAACGCCCCUGGAGUUUGCUCAGAGGCAACCUCAAAACCUGCUCCCAUGAAGGUGAAGGAGAGGCAGGUGUCUUGAUCAACAGGUGUAGUCCUGCAUGGGUCAAUAAAAUACAAGCUCUGAUGGCUGCUGCAAGCUUAGGCCAAACUAAAAUUCCCAAAGGAAAUGGCUCUUAUUCUGUCGGUUGUACAGACUUGAUGUUUGAUUACAGUAAUAAGGGCACCUUCUUGCGUUUGUAUUAUCCAUCCCAAGAGGAUGACCACUCUGACACCCUUUGGAUCCCAAACAAAGAAUAUUUUUUUGGUCUUAGUAAAUUUCUUGGAACACACUGGCUUAUGGGCAAAAUACUGAGCUGCUUUUUUGGUUCAAUGACAACUCCUGCAAACUGGAAUUCUCCUCUGAGGACUGGUGAAAAAUACCCACUAAUAGUUUUUUCUCAUGGUCUUGGAGCAUUCCGGACAAUUUAUUCUGCUGUUGGCAUUGAUCUUGCAUCUCAUGGGUUCAUAGUUGCUGCUGUAGAACACAGAGACGGAUCUGCGUCUGCGACUUACUAUUUCAGGGACCAGUCUGCUGUAGAAAUAGGGAACAAAUCUUGGCUCUAUCUUAAAACCCUAAAACCAGGGGACCAGGAGGUGCCUCUACGAAAUGAGCAGGUGCGCCAAAGGGCAAAGGAGUGUUCCCAAGCUCUCGAUUUGAUUCUGGACAUUGAUCGUGGAAGGCCAGUGAAGAAUGCAUUAGAUGUAGAGUUUGAUGUGGAACAACUGAAGGACUCUAUUGACAGGAAUAAAUUAGCAGUAAUUGGACAUUCUUUUGGUGGAGCCACAGUUAUUCAGACUCUUAGUGAAGACCAGAGAUUCAGGUGUGGUAUUGCCCUGGAUGCAUGGAUGCUUCCAUUGGGUGAUGAAGUAUAUUCCAGAAUUCCUCAGCCCCUCUUUUUUAUCAACUCGGAACGGUUCCAAUAUCCUGCUAAUAUCAUAAAAAUGAAAAAAUGCUACUCACCUGACAAAGAAAGAAAAAUGAUUACAAUCAGGGGUUCAGUGCAUCAGAAUUUUGUGGAUUUCACUUUUGCAACUGGCAAAAUAAUUGGAUACAUGUUCACUUUAAAAGGAGAUAUCGAUUCAAAUGUAGCAAUUGAUCUUAGCAACAAAGCUUCAUUAGCAUUCUUACAAAAGCAUUUAGGACUGCAGAAAGAUUUUGAUCAGUGGGAUUCUUUAAUUGAAGGAGAAGAUGAUAAUCUUAUUCCAGGGACCAACAUUGACACAACCAACCAACAUGUCACUCUACAAAACUCUACAGGAAGAGAGAAAUAGAAUUUAGAUCAAGAGCACUUUUUAAAAAGCUGUCUAAAAUUGUGUGUAUGUGUGUGAUUUUAAUGUUUGUUUGUUUGUUUUUUCUCAAAUAACUCUAUUGUAAAAUGUAGACUAUAUCAUAACAGUGA
This is a messenger RNA of Panthera uncia (snow leopard), 1654 nucleotides long. It is a transcript of the gene PLA2G7, whose product is annotated as phospholipase A2 group VII. Gene Ontology annotation, molecular function: 1-alkyl-2-acetylglycerophosphocholine esterase activity. Bases 102 to 1526 code for a protein of 474 amino acids. The transcript has 12 exons. NCBI's taxonomy places the organism in Eukaryota, Metazoa, Chordata, Mammalia, Carnivora, Felidae. The record is from RefSeq and is a predicted model, not a curated record.